GCGGAGCGGCGCAAGCGCCGUGCGAGGUUUAGGACCUGGAGCGUAAACAAGAGACGGGAAGGGAUGAGGCGACAGCAGAAGUUGGAGCAGCGAGCGGCGGUGGUGGUGACAGCAACUGUAGGAACCGAAGCAACGACCACAGCAGCUGGAGGACCCACGACGGAGGAGACGACUGUGGUGAAGAGAGGGGCCUGGAGCCGAGCCUGACUCCCUCGUCUCUAGAGCGCCCGAGCCGAGCCCCCCCCCUCAGUCAUGAACCUGGCCAGUCAGAGCGGGGAGGCCGGCUCCAGCCAGCUGCUCUUCGCCAACUUCAACCAGGACAACACGUCCUUAGCUGUUGGUAGUAAAUCUGGUUACAAAUUCUUCUCCCUUUCUUCUGUGGAUAAGCUGGAACAAAUUUAUGAAUGUACUGAUACUGAAGAUGUGUGUAUUGUGGAAAGAUUGUUUUCAAGCAGCCUGGUGGCUAUCGUUAGUCUCAAAGCUCCACGAAAACUAAAAGUCUGCCACUUUAAGAAGGGGACUGAAAUAUGCAAUUAUAGCUAUUCCAAUACCAUAUUGGCAGUUAAAUUGAAUAGGCAGAGAUUGAUAGUAUGCCUAGAAGAAUGUCUGUACAUACAUAAUAUUCGUGAUAUGAAGGUAUUGCAUACAAUCAGGGAAACUCCUCCUAACCCUGCAGGUUUGUGUGCGCUGUCAAUAAACAAUGAAAAUUGUUAUCUGGCUUAUCCUGGGAGUGCAACAAUUGGGGAAGUACAAGUCUUUGACACAAUUAAUUUGAGGGCUGCUAAUAUGAUACCAGCUCAUGACAGUCCCCUAGCAGCCUUGGCUUUUGAUGCAAGUGGUACCAAACUUGCCACUGCUUCUGAGAAGGGAACUGUGAUUAGAGUAUUUUCCAUCCCAGAAGGACAGAAAAUCUUUGAAUUCCGGAGAGGAGUAAAGCGGUGUGUAAGCAUCUGCUCUUUGGCCUUCAGCAUGGAUGGAAUGUUCCUCUCUGCGUCCAGUAACACUGAAACAGUGCACAUCUUCAAACUUGAGACUGUGAAAGAGAAACCUCAGGAGGAACCAACUACCUGGACUGGUUACUUUGGGAAAGUGCUUAUGGCCUCUACCAGCUAUUUGCCCUCUCAAGUAACAGAAAUGUUUAACCAGGGUAGAGCAUUUGCUACUGUCCGACUACCAUUUUGCGGUCACAAAAAUAUCUGUUCACUUGCCACAAUUCAGAAGAUUCCUCGAUUAUUAGUGGGAGCUUCUGAUGGAUACUUAUACAUGUAUAACCUGGACCCUCAGGAAGGAGGGGAAUGCACUCUGAUGAAACAACACAAAUUGGAUGGCAGUAUGGAGCCGGCCAAUGAAAUCUUAGAAUCUGCAUCCCAUGACCGUCCAUUAGUAGCUCAGACCUACAAUACUGCUGUGACAAGAGGUGCUUAUGUACCUUCCUCACCUACGAGACAUGCAUACACAGAGGAUCUGGGUGCAGUAGGUGGUACUUGUCUGGAAGAUGAAACCAAUGCACUACGAUUGGAUGAAGACAGCGAGCAUCCUCCCAUGAUUCUUCGGACUGACUGAACUUUAACCUGUGAACUCUAACCCCUUGAAGCAGAGAACACUGGCUUGAUACUUCUUUGAGGACUCUGUGUUAAGCUGCUAUGAACUUUGACAUGAUUUGGGGAGACAGGAUGGCAGAGACAUUUAAGUUGUAGCCGUAGACUAAUAAUUAGAAAAUAUAUUGUUUUCACUUCUGUGGCUUUUAAUCUUCUCUAUUUUAGCUUUCUUGGUUUUUUCCCCCCAUUUUUUUUUUGCCAAAAUCAGCUGUUUGGUGGACCCUUAGAACCUCCUCGCUUUGCAUGCAUUCAUGUGCCAAGCUAGCAUAGGAGAAAGAGAAGCCACUUUAUAACAAACUAAAGUUUGUAUUUCUUUUUAUACAUGUAUAUAAUAGUAAGUAUAUAUAAAGAAAGUGUGAAGACAUGAUUCUUAAUGCUGAGGUUAGUUCUGCACUGACAAAGGUCCAGAAAGUUUCUUAUGCAUGGGCUUGUCGGUGUGCUUUAGUGACUGACGUGUGACCUUUUGAGAGACACCCUCUUUCUUCAGUUUCCCACUCCUGGACCAUUUAAAAAAAAAAUUAUUUUAUUUUUUGUUAAUUAAAUUCCUCCUGAAUGUUGCUCAUUUGUGGGACUUCUGUGGUGGACUUUUCUUUUGUUCUUGGUUCUGUUUUGUGGGAGUUGGAUAAGGGUGAUCUGUUUUCAGAUCAAAAACCAACUCCUUCCCCUCAGCACAUGAAGUUGAAAAAGUACUUAAAAACAUCUAGAGAUUAAGAUGGCAUGUGCAGUUAAAUCAUCUGUUCAUUAUUUUAGAUUUCAGGGUUUGGUUUUUUUUUUUUUUUUGUGGGUUUUUUUUAAUCAGUGCUGACUUUAAGGAGAGUGUCUAUCAACUACUUUUUCCAGAAAAGCACAAAAAAACUUUACUUCAAUUUGUUGCUAAGCUGUCUUCUUACUGUAACAAUAUCAUUUCCAUUCUGUAAGGGUUUGAUCUUUAAGAGAAUUCCCAAGGCACAAAAAUAUGAGAAAAAAGAAACUGAUAUAAAAUCCUAUAUAGUUAGGUUGGGUUCUGUGUACUUUUGUGUCUUAAUUUUUUUUGAGAUGUAUUUAGCAAAAUAUGAGAUUAUGGUUCUAAAUGUCACUAAUCUGUCAGAUUCCCUGUUAUUUUCUUUUUCUUUCUUUUUUUUUUUUUAAAUGGGAGAUAAAGGCUAAAGCAUCCUGAAUUACUUCAAUCUCUGCAUUCCAAAACAAGACACAUACCAGUUUAUUUUGUGAUAGAAACUUAAUGGUUUGAAAGAUAUAAAUCUGACUCAGGGCUGAGCUUAAACUUUAUAAAUAGAAGCAAGAAAAAUGUUGCUUUAACUAGUUUUUUGGUUUCACUGUUGAAUUUUGAACAGUAGGCAGUAAUGAAAGAGGGGAGGUUUUUCAGAUUUGCUCUUUGUGUCUUGGUCACUGGCCGAAUUAAACCGUAUGUGAAAGAAAAAAGUUAUACAGGUGGUAGCCAAAGUUUGUCAGUAAAACAUCUUCACAGCAAAAUUCUGGCUGCAUGUAAUUUCCCUUCAUCUGUUCAGAAAUCGGGGGUGGGGGAGGAGAGUAAGGUAUAGCUCUGGUAAGCAUCUAAAAGAACAAAGCAGUAAAAAAAAAUUUAAUGAGGACUGCCCAUAUCUCUCUUUAAACAAAAACUUGGUGUAUUCACUUGAAGUUUGCUAUAAAGUGAUUCUUAGGAACAUGAUGGGAAGUUAUUUGGGUAUAUCAGAGUUGAAGUAAUAGAAAUGCUACCCUGGGAACACUUUUGUAGAACAAUUGUACUAUCCUGUAGCUAGUUAUCUAAUUGCUUUCAAUUUUCUCUCUCAAUUCUCUUCACCACCAGGAUGUGGCAUUGUAGUUUAUGAUAAGGUUUUGUAAUACAGAGUAAGAAGUGUUCCCCUUACAGUUGGGAGCCUAACUUAGUGUUUUGAUGAAUGAAGAAGGAACUGCUUUUUCCUUUCCAUUGUAUUGAAAUGUCAUUAAUGUUAUUGUGGGAGCACGCACAAUUAUUUAUUUAUUUAUUUAGGUAGGUAGGUAGUUUUCAAGGGCUGAAUUUGCUUUCAUAAUAAAGUGGAUAGUCACCAGAGGUAAAAUAUACAUAUUUGCACUUUUUAAUAUUGUGCCAAAAAUGUUUUUGGAAGAUGUGACUGGCAGAGAAAGAAAGUUUAAAAUAAGUAUAACCUUCUUUUAUUAGAAGAAAAGGGAAUAAUGUUUGACUUUAAACAUGAACUUUUAGUAUACCUCAAAAAUGGAGGUAAGCAUUUCUCACUAAGAGUUUUCUUUAUUGAUGAACUUCUGUCUGUACUCUUUAGCCAACUUUUUGGUCAUUUCAUUGCCCACUAGUACUUCUUCCACUUGAGAAUUGAAACAAAACAAUAUCUCUUGAUAGAUUGGGGAUCAAUAAUCCCUUUAAGCAUAUGUUAGGGAUUGUUAAGAGUGCCUCCAGCAAGUACCACAGGUUGCCUACCUCCCUCUGAAUUAGAUGUUCUGUUACAGCAGAGAUGAAUGAGACUAAAAAUUACAAUUAUGUCUUGACCCAGUUCUACACAUUCUACUAAUUUGCUGAACUCUGAAUACAAAGUUCCCUUCUCCCCCUUUGUUCAUUAGUUAAAUCAAAUUUUGUUAAAAAUUUUUUUCUAACUUUUUUUUUAAGAGUGAAAGAAAGCCUAGUAAACUAGUUUGAGCCAGCAUCAAACUUGAAUAAAAAACAUUAAAAAAAAAAAAAAACUAACUCACUUGAUGGUUGAUUCAGUUCUAAUCCUUUGGAUGCAAGGCUUGAUGGAAAACAACUAUUAGUCAUGAUUGGUGUCUUGAAUUACCUAUGAUUUCAUAUAUACACUGUUUUUAUUCCUCAGUACCAGAAAUAAUGAACAACAGCAUAAACCCCAACCGUAAAUUAUUGGUAAAGUUGAAAGCUAAUAUAUAGAAUUUUGACACUGAUUCUUAAGCCAAACAGACUACUGGUAUUAUGAGUUACUUUUUUUCCCCCCAGAGUGUGGUUCUUUUGGACUCUAAUAUUAGCAUAUGACCCCAGUAAAAAUGAAAGCUCAUUUGCCUUAGUUUGGCUGUAUUGAGCAAAGACAGAACAUCAGUGCCAAUUGUGGCUAUGAACUGGCCACCGUGGUUCUGUUGUGUCCUGGUUAGAGAUCUCUAGUGGCUCAAAUGUCUAGUGGACAAGGAUGAUAUCUUGACAUGUAUGCACUCUGUUCCUCUUCCUCCCUGGGACUAUGAGAAUUAUAUUAGCUAAAUCAUUGAUUGAACCUCUCCUGGGGUAAGGAGAUAACUUUGCUCCCAUUCGGGUUGUUACUAUCCCUGUAUUCACUAAGUCUGGUUCCAUUCUAUUACCUUUUUCCAGGUUAUCCUUGAGGUAGGAAAAAGGGUUAGCGGCUUCAGAUUGUGAAUUUGAGCGUUCCUAAAACUAAUAGUGGGAACAACUGAGAAGCUCCUGGAUAUUUUCUUUCUACUACUGACCUUCUUUGUUUCCCCUACAGCACCUAAACAGCAUGGUUUCCUUUUCAGAUCAUCUCUUCUUCCCUUCAACUACAUAAAGUGUCACACAUAAAAAAUGAGACUUGUAAAGUUGUUUCAGAAUGAUAUUUUAAAAUGUUAUAAUGUUGACUGUCUGACAAAGGAGCUAUUUGUAGAUAAUUGCAUAAGGAAAAUUGAGACCCUACAAAAGAUAGUGACCAGAACAAUCAAACUGAGUUGGAAAAUUUUUUUGUAUUAAAUUCCUUUUAUAUUUUAUAUUUUCUUGACUUUCAUAACAGAGUUGGCACAAACAAGUUAUAUGAAGCAUGACUUUAUAAUAGAUAUAAAUAAGUAUCUCUUGCAUGCUGAAUGACUGAGUCACUUAAUUGAAAAGAAAUAUUUGAUAGUUUUGUGCUUGAGCAACUAAAAAUCCAAAUAUAUUUUACAAGUGUACUUAACAAUUAUAAAAACCAAAAAGGAUGCAGUUAGGUGAAAGCUUUUGUUUUUUUCUUCUAUGGUACCUAGAGUUGAAAGCUAAUAGCUUUUUCUUGACAUAAAAGAAGAGCACAUUUCAGCUAUUGGUGCAAUUUUGGUAGGAUGCAUUGUCUAGAACUCUGGUUCUUUGUGCAUAACUUAUUUCAGGUUGCACUUACACAUUAGGAGACAUUUAUCAAGCAGCCAGAUUUUUUGUGUGUAUAUUUUAGUUCUCACCUGACAAGGGUCAUAAUGUAGACAUAACUUUGGUCCAUAUUGGAUCUCUUUUCCCUUUCAAAUCCUUUGUUCACAUUAUCUUUUUAAGAUUCUGCAAGUUUCAGGUAGGGUUCCUGAAAUUGCUUUGAAUAGACAUGACCUUUUUUUCAUCCUUUAUCAAUAAUGGACUAGGGAAGAAUCUGACUUUGAAAAGUCAAACCUUAUUAAAACUUAUAAUUUGAUAGAGCCUUUCAUUAUUUCACUUCAUAUUGUCUGGUGGAUUUUCCCCCAUUUUUACUGAAUUUUAAUUUAAAUUCCUUCCUUUUCCCAUUCCCUUUUUGGAUGAAGUUGUAGCAUGUGUUGCUAAUGUUUGUUUUGUAUGUGUGUGUAAACAGUGUAAAAGUAUGCUUACAAAUUACAUUCCACUCCAUGAACUGUCCAGAUCUGAUCAAAAGCCCUUUGCUGUUAGAAUUCUAUAACUGCAUAAGACAUUAAACCUGUGUUGUUAUACAUGUUGUCUUUCUUUAAUUCAUUGCAUGUUCACAGGCAAAUAGUACAUUUAUCUGUACCAGGCAUUCAUCUUAAUUAUCUUCAGAACAUUUCAGCAUCAAUAGCAUCAGUACUCUGAAGAUAGAUUAAAAGUUUAUACUAAGAAUUUUGUUCACGUGAAUUACUGCAUUGGUUUUUUUUAAGAAAGUAUAUAAUUCACUCUAUCAGAAUUUGCUGUGGUCUUAUAUGUUGAUACAAAGCUAGCAAGUUUCAUUUUUACGCUCCUGAGGUCAUUUAUUUAACUUUGGGGGGACAAAAAGAAGUAAAUAUUAUCAGUUAUGGGAAAUAAUCCAAAUUAAUAACCAAUAAUCUAAUCUGGAUUGUUGUAAUGUGUAAUGAAGUGUAAUGAAGAUAAUUACAUUGUACUUGCAUUUUUUUUUUUUUUUGGUUGUAUUUCAUGAGUGAAGAGAAUUCCCAAUAAGAAAAUUACUUUUAUUAAGUGCAGAUUGCAAUUUUGUGAUUUAGUUGUUUGGGACACUGAAAUGCUAAGUGAUGUUUACUUAUUGUUGCAAAACUUAUUAUGUAUUAGAAACUGGACUUAAACUUAGGUCUUCUUGGCUUAGAAUCAGGCUCUAUCAAUUAUAUAUUGCCUCUCUUCUAGUGCAUAGAAUUUUACUUUUAAUUUAACCAGUCUGAGAAACAAUUUAAAAGUGUUCCAUGUGCACAAAGCUGUGUUAUUUCAAUUGUUAAAGGUUUCCCUAUUUAGAGAAGAGUUUGUGGUUUUGCUAAGGAAAAGCUUUAUUGAAAGACAUUUAUUUCCAAGUUUCACCCUGCCAAAUGAAGUGUACAAUGCGUUUCAUUAGAAUGUGAACAUCUGGGAAAGUGGUUCUAGGCUUGAUUGAUUGUAACUACCUACAUUUUAAGUGGCCUCUCAAUUUGGUAAAGUUUUUGUAGACUUUUAUCACCUCAUUUAUAUUAGUUGCAUAUCUAAAGAGUUUCAUUUAGAAAAAAAAGAAUUGUGUAAACAUUUAUAUGCAUUAGCUAUAUUUAACAUGUAACAUAUGAAUUCAUAAGAGCAUGGGGUAACAUACCUUCAGUCUCAGUAGCUUUUUUAAAAAGCUAAAUCAUUUGAUUUUGUUAUAUUUUUGUAAACUACAGUGAUUUCAUGUUACUUUUCAAAUAUUGUUUUCCAAGCUAUUGUUUUAAAGAGAAAUUAUAAAGACUGAAUAAUGUGAGGAGAGAAAUUUUUAAAGUAGUAUUUCUUACCUGUGAGGUCAUUCUGGUUUCCUUCAAUACCUGUACUAUUGACCUUUUGUAAUAUCUUUAGUUCCUUGUCUUUUCCUGAGCCUCAGGCCUUGAAAAGAGUUCAAAAUGAAAUCCAUUAAGGGCAGCACAACUGCUGAGGAUGGAAAUUAGUCCAACUGCACAUACUGCGAUACAUCUGUAACCGAGCUGUUCUUGCAGGGGAUUAAGGAAACUGGUAUAGCAGGGUGAUGUGCAUGUUAAACAGAUGAUUUUGAACUCCACAGUAACCAUCCUUUUUAAAGGACAUCCUUGGGAAGCCCUACUCAAAGUAAAGCCUAAAGCCUUAAAGAAAAUUUUUAAAAAUCUGCCCUUGUCCACACUUACUCUUAUGGUACUUGUAACAGUGAUGAAUAAUGAUGUUUGUAGGGAGAACAUCAGUGGCCUGAAAUAAGUACAAUACUAAUGGGUCAUAUUUUUUUCAUUUUCAUUAAAAAUUCCAAAUUGCUUAUCCUCUAAUAAUGUCUUUGUAAAAUUUAUCUGCUGUUUCUUGGGGGUGGGUCCUUGCCAAUUUGCAUGGCUUUAUACAGAUGAAAAUUAAUGGGCAUUUCCAAGCUAUAUCUUCUGUAUACAUUCCAAGGUUGUUCCUUAUGACACGUUGUGAAUGGGACAAUAAAGUAGCAAAUUGUUUUGA
Molecule: messenger RNA, 8142 nt
Organism: Antechinus flavipes (yellow-footed antechinus)
Lineage: Eukaryota; Metazoa; Chordata; Mammalia; Dasyuromorphia; Dasyuridae
Gene: WIPI2
Product: WD repeat domain, phosphoinositide interacting 2
Exons: 12
Coding region: 253-1563 (436 amino acids)
Biological process (GO): autophagy of mitochondrion; nucleophagy; protein localization to phagophore assembly site
Cellular component (GO): cytosol; phagophore assembly site membrane; extrinsic component of membrane
Molecular function (GO): phosphatidylinositol-3,5-bisphosphate binding; protein binding; phosphatidylinositol-3-phosphate binding
Source: RefSeq, a predicted model, not a curated record